AUUCCUCCCACUGACACCAAUGAUGGAGCACUAUUCCUCCCACUGACACCAAUGAUGGGACACACUAUUCCUCCCACUGACACUAAUGAUGGGACACUAUUCCUCCCACUGACACCAAUGAUGGGGCACGAUUCUUCCCACUGACACCAAUGAUGGGGCACUAUUCCUCCCACUGACUAAUGAUGGGGCACUAUUCCUCCCACUGACUAAUGAUGGGGCACUACUCCUCACACACUGACACUAAUGAUGGGGCACCAUCCCCAUCAUUGGAAUACCAUACUGAAAUACCAUACCAUAUUGAAAUCAAAUCUGAUG
Staurois parvus is the source of this 315-nucleotide messenger RNA. The record is from the annotation of a GenBank genome assembly. Lineage: Eukaryota; Metazoa; Chordata; Amphibia; Anura; Ranidae.